GAAGCGGCCGCCGCGGCGCGCUGACAUGGAGUUAGUGCAGGAAGCGCGGGAACUGGGCUGCUGGGCGGCGGAAGAGAUGGGGGCGCCCGCGGCAGCCCGGGCCCCGGAGUCAACUCUGCGCAGACUGUGUCUGGGCCAGGGGGCCGACAUCUGGGCCUAUGUCUUGCGGCAUGUGCAUAGCCAGAGGAAUGUCAAGAAGAUCCGAGGAAACUUACUUUGGUAUGGCCACCAGGACAGUCCAGAGGCCCGUCGGAAGUUGGAGCUGGAAGCCACUGUUGCUCGCCUGCGGGCAGAGAUCCAGGAGUUAGACCAGAGCCUGGAGCUGAUGGAGCAAGAGACCGAGGCUCAGGACAUGGCCAUGGGGCAGGCCCUACAGAGCAUUCAAGACACCCAGCGUCGUGCUCUCCUCCUCCGGGCCCAAGCUGGGGCCAUGCGAAGACAGCAGCGUGGGCUUCAAGAUCCCAUGCAGCGGCUACAGAAUCAAUUGAAGCGUCUGCAGGACAUAGAGAGGAAGGCCACAGUAGAUAUAACCUUUCGACCCUUAUCAUCAGCAUCCCUGGGACUGGAGCCUGUGGUCCUGGGUGAUGUCCGAACAGCCUGUACCCUCCGGACCCAAUUUUUGCAGAACCUCCUAGUUCCUCAGGCCAAGGGAGGCAGCAUCCUAACCCCUCGAGAUGACCACUUUGGAGCUUCCUACCAGCAGUGGCUUAGCUCAGUGGAGACACUACUGACAAACCAUCCUCCGGGCCACAUCCUGGCCUCCUUGGAGCACCUGGCUGAGGAGCGGGAGGCAGAGAUUCGGUCCCUGUGCAGUCCAGAUGGGCUCCAAGAUACGGAGAUAACCAGGUCCCAAGCACCAGACCAGCCAGACUCCAGCCGGGCCCUGCCGUCCAUGGUGCAUCUCAUCCAGGAGGGCUGGCGGGACGUGGGUAUGCUGAUUGCACAGCGGGGCCCCCUGCUGAAGGAGCAUCAAAUCCUGACCCAGCGCCUCCAAGGCCUGAUGGAGGAGGUGAAGAAAUGUGCCCUGGAAUCCAGCGAGAGGCAGGCAUUGGUGCUGGGACUCCGAGGCUGUGGCCUGUGGGCAGAGCUCAAGGCCCUGCGUGCUCAGAGCCAGGAGCUGGAGGAGGUGGCUGGGCGCCGGCAGCUUCUGCUACAGGAGCUACAGGCCAAACAGCAACGGAUCCUGCACUGGCGCCGGCUGGUGGAGGAGACACAGGAACAGAUCCGCCUGCUCAUCAAAGGCAACUCAGCCAGCAAGACGCGCCUGUGCCGGAGCCCUGCAGAGGUACUGGCUCUGCUUCAGCGAAAAGUGGUCCCCACAUCUGAAGCGGUGGCACCACAGUCCCAGAAACUGCUUCAUUGUCUGGAGGAGGAAGCCCGGCAUCUUCCCCACCUUCUGUUGGACACCUUGCUUCGGCACAGCCCUGGAGGGUUACAGCCCCUGCCCACGGUCCUGCCAUCCAUCUACCAGCUGCAUCCCACGUCCCCAAGGAGCUCCAGCCUCAUAGUGCUGAGCCACAGAUUGGGGCUGCCUGCAGGGAAGGCUCCAGAACUGCUCCUCCCAAAGGCUGCCUCUCUUCGUCAGGAACUUCUGUUUCUCCAGGACCAGCAGAGUCUCCGGUCCUGGGAUCUGCUCCACAUGAAGACCAGCCUGCCCCCAGGACCAUCCACCCAGGAGCUGCUGCAGAUCCGGGCAGCUCGGGAAAAGGAGCAGAAAGAGAAUCUGGGACAGGCUCUGAAGCAGCUGGAGAACCUGCUGAAACAAGCGCUGGAGCGAAUCCCCGAGCUACAGGGGGUUGUUGGGGACUGGUGGGAGCAGCCAGGCCAAGCCGCCCUGUCCGGGGAGCUCCGCCAGGGCCUGUCCCUGCCCCAGUGGCGGCUGCGCUGGGUCCAGGCCCAAGGCAUCCUGCAACAACUGUGCAGAUGAAAAGGGGGCCCAAACAGAACUCAAGAGCUUCGUUUGUUCACCCCAUCGUAAGACCUUUGGAAGGGAACAUCGCCCAGAUAUAUCAACCCACCGUCUCUACCCACACUUGCUGUUCCCCUCACAGGCUGUUCUAUUCCUCUCGAUUGCCUUGCACCUGUCCUUUCAUCCCAUCAAAGCCAAGGCAGUGGGUUAUCUGGACCCCACCCUAAGUCCCCCUGAAACUACCCUCAUCACUUUCACCCUUAGCAAAACGUCAUUGAGCACCUGCCCUAAACACUGAGAAUCCAGCACUGAACGAAAUGGACAGAAGUCCCAGACUUCAGGAAGCUGUUAUUCUAGGACAGGGAAAUGGACCCCUGGCAAGUUAAGUGGGCAAAAUAUCUAGUAUGUUGGGAGGUAACUGCUCUGGAGAAAAAUAAAGCAAGCUGUAAAGAGGUGCAACUUUA
Messenger RNA from Herpailurus yagouaroundi (jaguarundi), 2373 nucleotides. RefSeq names its product HAUS augmin like complex subunit 5 (gene HAUS5). Bases 26 to 1927 code for a protein of 633 amino acids. NCBI's taxonomy places the organism in Eukaryota, Metazoa, Chordata, Mammalia, Carnivora, Felidae. Gene Ontology annotation, cellular component: centrosome; HAUS complex. The transcript is spliced from 19 exons. Gene Ontology annotation, biological process: centrosome cycle; spindle assembly. The record is from RefSeq and is a predicted model, not a curated record.